GGUGAGAAACAGAAAAAUCUGACCGAUGUUACGGGAUUUCAAUUGUACAUCCCCACACUGGAGUAUCACAACUGUGUCUGGACAUGGUUGGAUUUUGCAAUGGAAGUUAAAACACGCAUCCGGAAACAACUAAUCCGUGAGGUAAUCAAAAAGAAAUUCACCCCCCGUCGGCGUCUGCCACUCAUUCACUUUGGUCGAUCCCAUUCGGAUCGGGCCAUGACGAUGGUCGGGCGCGACCGCACUGGUGCAUCCGAUGCCCUACCCAUACGCACAGUUUACUCCGAAACUGUGGCUACGACAGCAACAGGCGGUGGACUAUCUUCGACCGACAGGACUUCUAUCUCGGGGUCAUCGGUGAACCAGGAACUACGAGUUCAACGCGAGGUCGAGAUGCUACUUGGUCGUCAUGCGCAGCCCGUACGUUUGGUUUUGUUCACUGAUCGAUUUCAUUAA
Molecule: messenger RNA, 453 nt
Organism: Echinostoma caproni
Lineage: Eukaryota; Metazoa; Platyhelminthes; Trematoda; Plagiorchiida; Echinostomatidae
Source: the annotation of a GenBank genome assembly